Erigeron canadensis is the source of this 1497-nucleotide messenger RNA. RefSeq names its product TVP38/TMEM64 family membrane protein slr0305. Lineage: Eukaryota; Viridiplantae; Streptophyta; Magnoliopsida; Asterales; Asteraceae. Bases 95 to 1150 code for a protein of 351 amino acids. The transcript is spliced from 7 exons. The record is from RefSeq and is a predicted model, not a curated record.
UCUCAUUUCCUCCUUGCUUAUUUCUUAUCUUCAAAAAUCCAACACUACUCAGUGUUCAGUACACAUACUCAACACACACAUACAAUUAAUAAAAAUGCGCCUCCUUUUGAGGCCACCACCACCAUGCUUCCAAUCUCAACAAUCUUGCACAAGACCAAAUUCUCAUUUCUCAACAACUUCAUCAUCAUCUUCAUGUACAUCAUCAUCUUUUAGUAUAUUUAGCUUUAAACCAUUAAAUAAAAGAUUUCAUUUCUUGAACCCAACUCAUUCUUCACUUAAACAAACCAAUAAACAACAAACAACAACACUUCAGACUAAAAACAACACCCCACCUCAAAGCAGUAUCAAAAGACUGUUGAAUUUGAAUAAUACUAAUAUUAGUAACAAUAAUAAUAAUAAUAGUAAUAAUAAUGAUGAUGAGAAUGAUGAUGAGAAUGAAAAUGGGAAUGCAAUUAAAGGGACUAUUGUUGCUGGGUUAUUGCUUAUUGGGGUUGUUGGUGGAUUUGGGACUGUUGGGUAUAUUUAUAGAGAUCAAAUUAAUGCUUUCUUGAUUCAGUUUUCCAGCUUCAUUGAAGGAUAUGGACCUGCUGGAUAUGCACUUUUUGUUGCAGUUUAUGCUGGCCUAGAAGUACUGGCAAUACCAGCAAUCCCGUUGACCAUGUCAGCUGGUCUGCUGUUUGGCUCAGUCACAGGCACAAUCCUAGUCUCUAUAAGUGGGACUGUAGCAGCAAGUGUUGCAUUUCUGAUUGCUAGAUACUUUGCUCGUGAUCGAAUACUUAAAAUGGUUGAAGGAAACAAGAAGUUUCUUGCAAUUGAUAAAGCAAUUGGAGAAAAUGGUUUCAGGGUUGUCACCCUCCUUCGUUUGAGCCCAUUGCUUCCAUUUUCUCUUGGAAAUUACUUGUAUGGACUUACAUCAGUGAAGUUUGUUCCAUACGUCUUGGGAAGUUGGUUGGGGAUGCUACCUGGAACAUGGGCUUAUGUUAGUGCUGGUGCAUUUGGUCGAGCAAUCAUUCAAGAAGAAUCAGAAUUGGGUCUAACAGGGGGGACUAAUCAGCUGCUGACUCUGGGUGUGGGAUUACUGGCAACAGCCCUGGCUGCAAGCUAUGUUACACGGUUAGCCAAGGAUGCCAUGAAAGACAUUGAUGAAUAAGAGAUACAGUUGCCAAUUGUUUAUGCUUGCAUAAUCUAAGACCUUCAAGUUACAAAAUCCAUGGCUAUCACUAUCAGUAUCAGCUCUGUGUAAAUUCGAAACGACCACAUGUUGGAGAAACUGUAAAUUCGAACACCCUUUUUAUUAUAGAUAUGAAUUUAAGCAUAUCUCCCCGUCCUGUCAUUCUACAGUGACCGAGAACUGUAAUCGUUACAGACGGCCAAGUCUAUUAGCAUUUCUAUGAGCUAUUCUUAUGAGCCGUUAUCUGGUUACAGAAAAGUUCUAAACCUUAUAUUUUCAGCUUGGAAAUGAAGUUACAAAUAUAUCUGGCAAAAAUUUUUCAUGUA